UCAAUAUUUGUCAUUUGGUUUUUAAAUUUAAAAAAUAUAAUAUUUAUAUCGAGUACUUUUAAUACUACGUAUUACGAUAUUCAUUCAUUUCAUUCAUAAAAUAUUUGAAAUAAAGGUUAUCGUCUAAUAUAUUACUUUUGUUGGCUCGUUUUUAAAAUGAAUGGACCAAUCGUUUGAAAGAUAUAUAAGAAUGAAAUUCAUGUCUCAUUCUCACGUGUAUGUGUAUGUAUAUGGUAUUUGACAUAUUUUAUAUGCGUGGUUAAAAACUCUGAAAUUUAAUUUAAAGUUCUUGUGAUUUGUUAUUGAUACAGAAAACACUUUCACUACAAUUAUAUAAAAAAUAUAUGAAAAUAUUUUAAUUAAAUCUGUCGAAUAACCUCAUGUAAUCCUUUAAUUUUAUGUAUGAUAAAAAUAAUUUUCAAGAUUAUAAAUACUUAUAAGAAUAUUUAUAUAUUUGUUGAUCUUAUAAUAUUAUCGAUAUCAAAUUCUUAAAGAGCAUGCAGUGGUUAAUUGACUCUAAGUAUGUUAUUGUGUCGUUUAUGUGGUACAUACCUGCAAGACGGAAGGCUUAAAAAUAUAUUUGAAGAUUCUACAGAUCUUAAACAAAAGAUAAUAGAUACGUUACCAAUUAAUGUAUGUACAGAUAUCUUCACUAGACAAUGGUUCAAAGUUUAUAUGUUUGUCCUGUCACGAUAAAGUUAUUCUUUAUCAUAAAUUUAUUCAAGAAGUUUUAAAAUACGAGAAAGAAUUAGAUAAUGAAGAAAAUCAUUGUUACGAUUUAAUAAACAACAAAAAAGAACAAACAGACAUAUUCGCAAAGAUUUAUGGCGAUACUGUAUGCGUGUGCCCAAAUUGUAAUAUCGAUUUAAUGAUAUUAUUAGUUAGUAAUCCACAAAACUGUGAUUAUAGUUUUCAAAUAUCUCUAGCAAUCGUUGGUCAUUCCGAUAAAAUUUAUUCUAUGAAAGAGCAGAAUUUACAAGUCUUUGAAAAACCUGUAGCACUUAAUAUCAAACAAGAUAAUGUAAACUCGCAAAACUAUAACAAAUCUAAAGCACAUAUGAGCGAAGAAAGUAUUGAAAUAAAAAACAAUAAUCGUAAGAGUACGUUGACGUACAAUAUGUUUGGUAAAGAAAAUUCUUUAAAUAGAAAAGAUGUUAAGAAAAAAUUGAAGAGAAAUAUAGAAUAUAAAGAAACUUUAAAUCCUGUUAAAAUUGAUAAAUUAGAAGUAAUUAACGAACAGUAUCCUGAACUUGUAAAUGGUAAAGGUACAAAUACAUUAGUAAAGCUGGAAUCUAAUGAUAAUAUUCCAUGGUUCAAUAGAGAAGACGAUUACAACUCGAUUAUUAAUCAACAACAUGAAAAAAUCAUUAAUAACGAGGAUAUCAUAAUGGAAGACAACGAUAAUAUAAAAUCUUCACCAAAAAUAGUAUGCAAUUUAUGCGGUGCUCAAUAUUUUUGUCAAUCGAAAUAUGAAUUUCAUAUGGAAAGACAUAAAUUAAAUUGUAUGGAUAAAUAUAUAUGCAUCGUUUGUAGAAAAGAAGCGUGUAAUGAAAAUUUGUUGUGGGAUCAUUAUUAUUACACGCAUAAAAGUUCGCAACAUUUUAUUUGCAUGGAAUGCAAUAAAUUAUUUUCCAAAUAUACGAAAUUAAAGGGACAUCAAAAGAAACACAACCAUUUGAAUUUUCAAGAAAUUCAUGUAGAUACCGUUAAUGACGAUUUAGACAUUGAUAAUACACAAGAAGAAUUGUCGGAACAAACGCAAGGAAAAACAUUUACUAAUUGCAAUCUAUGUGGAAAAUUAAUUUUUGAUUUAGAUCCGGAUGCUAUCAACGAUCUAGUAACUUGCUCUACUUGCGAAGAUUCGACUCUUUCUUUAGUUGUAGAUGGAAAUGAAGCUAAAGUAAUAUCGCCUCGUCAAUAUCAUUGUUCCAAAUGUCCCAAACACUUUGUGCGCAAGGAAAGAUUGGAAUUUCAUGAAAUGCGGCACAAUGAAAAUAUGAAAGAAUUUAUUUGCAGUACUUGCGGUAAAGAAUUUAGCGCAGAAAAUUCAUUAUACGAACAUUAUCUUUUUGUACAUAAGGGUGCAAGACCUUAUAUUUGUGAAUUAUGCGGUAAGUCUUUUCAAUUAAAAGCACGUCUACGAGAGCAUCAUCGUACGCAUACAGGUGAAAAACCGUUCCAAUGCGACGUGUGCGAACAAAAAUGUACGACUAAGAACGCAUUAAGACUUCAUAGGAAAAUACACUUUUCUCAUAAUCGUUACAUUUGUAAUAUAUGUAAUAAAUCGUUUAGGAAAAAACAAAAUAUGAACGAACAUUUAGAAAAACAUUGGAAACACGAUAAAAAUAUAUUAUUACCGAAGGUAUUUACCUGUCCGAUAUGCAUGGAAGGUUUCCCAACGUAUAGAAUGUUGAAAUUUCAUAUGAUAGAAAGUCACAAAAUUAGUGAUCAAGAUCCGAUUUUAAUAGGACAAAAACCAUUGUACGAAUGUGAGGAAUGUAACGAAAAGUUUAAACAUCAAAUGUCUUUAAAGGCGCACAAAGAACGAAUACACGAAGGUAAAGUGGAUCCCGUGUAUCAAUGUGAUAUCUGUAACAUCUCUUACAAAGUUAAACAACUUUUAAUAAAUCAUAUAAGAAGCAAGCACAAUGGCGAGAAAAGAUAUAAAUGUGCUCAAUGCGAGAAAGGUUUUAAUGACACUAAAUCUUUGUACAAUCAUGUUCUCCUACAUACUGGUAAAAAACCGUUUGUUUGCGAAUACUGCAAUAUGAGGUUUAGACGCAAAGAUUCGAAGGAUCAUCAUCAAAGAAAGCAUACUGGUGAAUUACCUUAUCAGUGUCAGGAUUGCGGAGAAAAUUUUGCUACGUACAAUUAUCGAUCAAAGCAUCGUAAACAGCAUCACGGCAAAGGCGAUUUGGAAUGUCCUGAAUGUGGGGAAAAAUGUAAUGAUCAACAAGAAAUAAGAAUUCAUUUAAACAACCAUUUAGGUGAAAAAUUAAAACAAUUGGAAAAUGUCUAAUGUCGUGAUAAUGUUAAAUAAAUGAUGCAUUUGAUAUCAAAUGUAGUAAUUUUUUGUAUGUAAAUAUAUGUAUAUAAUUUUAUAUAAUU
Messenger RNA from Polistes canadensis, 3108 nucleotides. RefSeq names its product zinc finger protein 431-like. Gene Ontology annotation, cellular component: nucleus. Gene Ontology annotation, molecular function: zinc ion binding; DNA-binding transcription activator activity, RNA polymerase II-specific; RNA polymerase II cis-regulatory region sequence-specific DNA binding. The coding region runs from base 632 to 3019 and encodes 795 amino acids. Gene Ontology annotation, biological process: regulation of transcription by RNA polymerase II. The record is from RefSeq and is a predicted model, not a curated record. The transcript has 3 exons. NCBI's taxonomy places the organism in Eukaryota, Metazoa, Arthropoda, Insecta, Hymenoptera, Vespidae.